CAUGGGAUGUCUGAGCAUAACCACUAUUAGAAGAGAAACCGGAGCUUGCAAGAAGGUGUAUUCAUAGUUACUGCUGAGCCUUGGGAGACCAUGUCUAAUGAACUUGAUUAUCGGCCAGUCAUGCUCCUACAGAAUGACAGCAUAAACCUUCAAAAGUAUCCCUACGCCGGGGAAGAUGAGGCUUGGUCUAAGUAUUUGGACAAUCCAAUGACAGCAGCUACCAAAGCAAUGAUGAGAGCAAAUGGGGAUGAUGAUGGAGUGGCUGCACUGAGUCUUCUCUACGAUUACUACAGGGUACCAAGAGAAAAAAGAAUAAUUUCCCCAAGUUCAACAGACCGCUGUGAACAAGUAAAAAGGAACUGCAUUGACUACGAUUCCGACAUUUCAACCUUCGAAAAUUCUACGCAGCUUCUGAAAUUUCUAACUGAUAGUUCAUCUACUGCACAAGAAUACACAGAAAUGCACAAAAAGAGCAGCUAUCUAACAUUGGACUGUUUUAUAAACCCCAACAAACUGACUUUACCAGCAAACAGCAGCAAACUAACCAAUGAAACACAUGACGAUUUCAUGACUCCAUCGUGUGAUGUGUAUGAGAAGAAUCCAAUGAACACUCUCUUUGAACCACUCCAUGUACCACAACCUCAACAGAGAUGGCAGCCAGACAGUACCUUCAAAGAGGACUCACCAGAGCCCCUAAUAUUCAGUGACAUACUAAGAAGCCAGGCAGAGUCCACCUGUCCUGAAAGCUGCUUACAAGGGGAAGCGGAUCGUGACUUUGAGUACACACUGGAAUCCCCCAAAGCUAUUCAUGUAAAGUCUGGAGAUUCUCCAAUGGCAUAUCUCAAUAAAGGUCAAUUUUACCCUGUCAACCUGAGGAUGACAGACACCAGGAAAUGUUUGCAGUUGUCUUCUAAUAAAGUCAAGAGCGUUGUCAUGGUAGUCUUUGACAAUGAGAAGAAUCCAGAAGAACAGCUAAAACGCUGGAAGCAUUGGCAUUCCAGGCAGCCAACAGCUAAGCAGAGAGUUAUAGAUGUUGCUGACUACAAAGAAAACUGCAACACUGUAGAAGGUAUUGAAGAAGUGGCAUACAAUGCUUUGUCCUUUGUGUGGAACAUCAAUGAAGAAGCUAAGAUAUUUGUUGGCAUCAAUUGUCUGAGCACAGACUUCUCAUCUCAGAAGGGAGUCAAGGGUGUGCCUCUAAACCUCCAGAUUGACACAUAUGACUACGAGACUGGAGUGAAGAGACUCAUCCAUCGGGCCAUCUGCCAGAUCAAAAUAUUCUGUGAUAAGGGUGCUGAACGUAAGAUGCGUGAUGAGGAACGAAAACAGUUUAGAAGGAAAGGAAAGGUUGCAGAUGCAAGUAAAGAUGUAAAAACAAAUGUGCUACCAGGAUACAGAGGAACAGAUAUUACGUAUUUUAGACCAAUGACUAAUUUGGAAAGCCAACCAGUCUUGUUUAUCCCAAAUGUUCAUUUUUCCAACCUUCAAAGAUGCGGCAUUGUACUUCCUGCUAUUACAGAUAGUGACAGGUUGGCAAUGAAGAGAAGUUGUCCAUCAUUUACAGAUGCUUUUGAUGGGACACCUUCCAAGAAACAGCCAACAGAAGACUCUCAAAGAGUGUUAUUGUAUGUACGAAGGGAAACGGAAGAAGUUUUUGAUGCCCUAAUGUUAAAAACACCAGAUCUCCCAGGUUUGCGGAAAGCGAUCUCCGAAAAAUACGGUGUACCAGAAGAAAGGAUCUGCAGAGUCUACAAAAAGUGUAAAAGAGGGAUCCUAGUGAACAUGGACAAUAAUAUUAUCCAGCAUUACAGCAACCAUAUGGCUUUCGAAUUUGAGUUGACAGACAGAGAUGGGAAUAUUCAAGUCACACUUAAAGAAUUAUAACAUUCCUUUAGGACACUCUUAAAAGACUUGAGCCAAGGGAUGAGACCCAAACACGACUGACCUCAAAACAUUGCUCAGCGCUUGCACUUGACCCAAGUGAGCAGAGCAUCAUACCACCAAGUAUUGUGAAGCCAGUGCUUCUUGGGAAAACAGACAUGGGACUUCUGUGUCACAAAAGACUAUUGUAUGAAAGAGACUUUGUAAAAUAUGAAAUGAUUUUUUUAUGGUAUCCAUAACUCGGGUGAAUUCAAGGCGAGAAGACAAGUGAAUGGACACGAGCCACAUGUACAUUGAGCUUGAGAAUGAAGAUGAAUGCUUAUAGGUGUUUAGCUGAUGCACCAACAAGAGUUUUAAGUAACCACCAAUAAUUCUGCCCUAUUGUUGAGUGGUCUUGAAAUGUGUAUGUCUGCUUGGAGAGCAAAUGUUGCUUGCAUACUAACUAGCAAUUAAAAUAAGUGGAUGUACCAGCAAUAUUACAAUAUUGUUCACUCAGCGAAAAUCCUAUGGAGGUUUGCAUUCUAACAUGGGAUAUUACACACAACACUGCUGCUCAUACCAAUACACCGGAAGCUCAUCACAGUAUGUUACAUUAGUAUACAUUUUCCUUUGCUGCUGAUAUUAGGUUAUAUAUAUAUAGUUUUUUUUUUU
Molecule: messenger RNA, 2532 nt
Organism: Hyla sarda
Lineage: Eukaryota; Metazoa; Chordata; Amphibia; Anura; Hylidae
Gene: GRHL3
Product: grainyhead like transcription factor 3
Exons: 16
Coding region: 91-1884 (597 amino acids)
Biological process (GO): regulation of transcription by RNA polymerase II
Cellular component (GO): nucleus
Molecular function (GO): RNA polymerase II cis-regulatory region sequence-specific DNA binding; DNA-binding transcription activator activity, RNA polymerase II-specific
Source: RefSeq, a predicted model, not a curated record